CCUGUCCACUCCUUUUUUGUCUUGCUCUUCCGUCUUCAGUGACACCCUUUUGCCGAGCGCUUUGGUCGCACCUCAAAUGGGGGAUUUCCCAAUUUAUUGCCCCCUUUGAUCCAAGCCAAUCGACGCCGGCCCAAGCGAUGCGUCGAAUGCGGGCUAAUUCAACAAAGGACUCUCGCCUAGUGUAUGAAUAACUGAAGUUAAUAACUCCAUGGAUUCGCCGGGUGCUACUUCGUCGGGGUCCAUCCCACCCCCCAUCCCGGAGGUUGAUGAGACGCCAACUGCCUCAUCUGGAGCCGCUCCCGCUCGCUUCACUCUUCCACCGCGCCCGGUCCCCUACCGUCCACCACGCGAGCGUCGAAACGAAACGCAUUCGUUCCCCGACUUCCCGCAAGUGCCGCCGAAGCACCCGCUCCCGAGCCCGCGCAGCGGCCGGUCCUUGAGUCUGGCCCAGCUAUCGGGCCCGAUCAAGCGGAAGCCGCUGUCGUCGACCGCCUCACCUGCCGCUGUCCGCUUCUCGAAAGGGGCUGCAUACGCCGACGCCUUCGCAGACCUCCCCCGGCCGGAACAGCGGUUCGCCAGGUCGUGUUCGCUCGACAGCCCCACGUUGUACGAGUUCCCUGACCAGCGCAGCUUACUGGUGACAAGCUCACUGAGCAACGUGGAUUGGCCGGAGACUCCUGCCGGCAGCGAUCCAUCAUCGCCUGCCAUCGAUCAGUUUACUGAGCCUGCCGUCCCGGCCGCCGGCGCGGGGAACGUGCAAUUGCCAGAAACUGCGGGAAGCAACCCUGCAGCGAGUCAGACCUCGCACACGCUGUCCGAGGAAGAAAGCUUUAGCGCCGAGACGGCCAGUCUGACCACUCAGGAGUCGGAUCCGUACGAGCUCGACGACCUGUACCCCAUCGCGGACUCACCCGAGUCGGACGGGGACGAGCGCGCCACCAUCACUAAUACUAACCCCAAGACUAUGUCCAUGUUUUCGCGGAAGUCGCCUCCUCCGCAUCUUAAUCUAGGGACAAACAGCAGAGAUGCUGCUCCCGCUGUGGCAUCUGCAACACCAAUAGAACAGAGUAAUCUUAAUAAGCCGCUGCCGAAAUCACCGGCCUCCUCCAAGCUGAGCGCCUUCUUUGGCUGGGCCGCAUCUCCAUCGCCUUCGGCGACAUCCAGCUAUUCUGACAAGGGCUUCUCACCUCUUCCCUCGCCGUCGUCACCCAAGCCCGCGACCGCCGUGACCGAGUCCCCCGAGACUCCGAUCACAUCCAAGAGCCAGGAAUUCCCCAAUGCCGCCGAGCAAGACUCGCUACAGUAUUGUGAAACCUACCUCCAAACACCGGCAGACGUCACAACGUCAUUGGGCCAGCUCGAAGAGAUGGAGGACGAGCUGAAGGCCAUCAGCGCCGAGUUGGCGUCGUCAAUCCGGCGCGAGAUGGACUUGGAGGAUUUAGUGGAGAGACUGCAGGAACAAAUCAACAAUCCGCAGAUACCGGGGAAAAGGACUAGCGACUAUUUCUCCGAUUCUGGAUACAGCUCAGCCAAGUUCAGUGAUUAUGACCAGGCAAGGGAGGAGAUCUCGCAGAUUCAGCGCAAGGCAGACCAGGAGAAGGCUCAGAUCCGGCUGGAGCUCACCAACAAACUCCAGGAUGAGCGUUCGAAGCGCCGGCUUUUGGACCAGCAGAUCCAGGAGCUCUCGAAGAGAGCGUCAGAACUCGACGUUGCUCAACUGAACAACGAGGACGCCAGCGGAAGGGUCAAAGAGCUAGAAAGCAUGUGCGAGGACUUGAGCAGAAGGUUAUCGGAAGAGCGCGGGGCCAAAGUCAACCUUGAGGAGCUCCUGGAAGGCUUGAAGGGGGAACUGCAGACGGCGGCGAAUGAGCGGGACAACCUACGCGACGAAGUCGUCCCCCAGCUGCGGGCGCGCGUCGAGGGCCUCGAAGCCGAGGCUGCCGAGCAUGCCAGGCUCGCCUACGACACGUCCAAGAUGCAGCAAGAGCUGCAGUCGCUCAGGUCCCAGAAUGCGGAACUCAAACAAACGGGAACUCGCAUGUCGGAUACGUUCAAGAUGCAAGAAGAGCUCCAGCAGCUCAGGUCUCAGAAUGCCGAGCUUAAGCAGACUGGGACUCGCAUGUCCAUGGCACUGUCGAGGUCAGCGUCAGUCACAGGCGGCUCGUACCGGGGGCCCGUGGCCAAGCUGCGCGCACAAUCCAUUACGCGGUCAAACACCUUGAGACAAAGCGAGCCUCGAGAUGUGCUCGCUGAUAGGUUAAAAGAUGUGGAGGCACAACGUGACGCCUUGCAUAGUGCGCUCAAGAGCCUUCUUGAGCGACAAGAGCUCCAGAACCGCGAGAACGCCAAGAAGAUACGGCAGCUCGAGAUGGAGCGGGAUCGGCUUCUCUCGGCAUCUCCCAAGAAGGCUAGCUACGAGCGAGACGUGUCUAAUCUCCGCGAGGAAAUCAGCGUCUUGCGCCGCCGGGCUGAGGAGGCGAUCGAGCAGAAGUGGCAAGUCGAGAAAGGCCUCGCCGGGCUCAAGAUGGACCUGGAUCGGGCUGAGAGCGAAAUCGCAUCGCUGCGGAGUCUUCUCAAGGAGCACGACAUCCUAAUUCCGGAGACCCUGGCGAGGCCGGGUAGCAGCCAUAGCGAGCACGACCUGCCUGUUACAUCAGCGUCACUAGAACAGGCUUACAGAGAGCUGCAGGCUGCAUAUACGGAUGCAUUGGAGCGCAUCAAAGCGCUUGAGGAGAGCACGAAUCCGGACGAAAAGACGCAGCUCGCCAUGCAACGCCUCGAACAGUCGCUCUCCGUCAUCGUCUCAGACCGCGACCUCGCUCGCACCGAAGCUGAUGCCUACCGCGCCCAGCUCGAGUCUCUCCAAAACUCGGAGAAACGGCAUCUGGAGGCGGAGCGCGACCUAGCCGAGCAACUAGACGAGUCGGCCCGCCGAGCCGAGGAGCUCGCGCAGCAAGUGCGGGCCCAGCUCCAGACCAACGCCACCUUGCGCACCCGCCUCGCCGAGACGGUCGCGCGCGGCGAGGCCGAGCAGCGCGUCAGCACGGAGCGCAUCGCCCGCGUGCAGAGCCGGCUGCGCGCGCUCGAGGAGCAGGUCGUCGCCGCGCAGGACAAAGCCGAGGAGCGCGUCGCGCGCCACGAGGAGGAGCUCGCCAGCCUCAAGGACGCCCACAGCCACCAGCUUCAGCGCCUGCGCGACGCAUCCGGCGGCCUGCGCACCGGUCAGCAGCGCACCUUCCCGCCCAAGUCCCCGCUCUCGCCCAUGUUCAGCCUCAAGAGCCGCGAGAGCAGCGGCCACCGCCUCACGCCAUUAUCGCACCGCAUGUCCAACCCCCUCCUCACCCCGAACGGCCCGCGCCCGGCGGGCCUCAGGCGAUCGGUCACCGACGAAGAGGCGGUCGACAUGGCGGCGCAGGUGGAGGCGCUCAAGCGGCGCGUGGCCGAGCUCGAGGGCGCGCUGGCGUCGGCCGACGCCGAGAUGCAGGAGGUGGUCGGCCGCAUGAGCGCGGCACAGAUCGAGGUGCUCCAGCUGCAGGAGGAGCGCGAGGAGGCGGUGCGUGAAACGCGCCGGCUGCAGCGUGUCUUGGAGGAGGAGAGGAUGCGCGUCUUCCAGGAGCGGUUUAAAAGUAUCUCCACCGAGGUGAGGUGACAUCCAUCCGUCUAAUCCCACUCGAUGAGUGGUGAACGGGGAGGUGGAGCGCAUGUAUUGGAUAGGCGCUUUUGGGAUUUUGGGGUGUUCUUCACUUUAUUUUUUGGGAUACAAAUCCUCUUUUAUCUCUUUAUCUUUUUUGGGAUACUCAUCUG
Molecule: messenger RNA, 3804 nt
Organism: Chaetomium strumarium
Lineage: Eukaryota; Fungi; Ascomycota; Sordariomycetes; Sordariales; Chaetomiaceae
Exons: 2
Coding region: 209-3649 (1146 amino acids)
Source: RefSeq, a predicted model, not a curated record